Molecule: messenger RNA, 2184 nt
Organism: Helianthus annuus (common sunflower)
Lineage: Eukaryota; Viridiplantae; Streptophyta; Magnoliopsida; Asterales; Asteraceae
Exons: 1
Coding region: 1-2184 (727 amino acids)
Source: RefSeq, a predicted model, not a curated record
AUGAAUUUGGAUAAGAGCUGGACUAAAAUCACUAAUAAAGUAGAUCCAAAGUUUACAAGAGGAGCCAUAGCUUUUUCAAAAUGGGCUGAAAGAUAUGCUGAUACUGAAGGUCGGAUACAUUGUCCAUGUAGAAAUUGUGUGAAUGCAAGAAGACAUGUUCCUGAUGUUGUUGCUGAUCAUAUCAUACAAUAUGGUUUUGAACCAACAUAUAAUGUAUGGAUAUAUCAUGGUGAACAUCUGCCAGGUUAUGAAACAGACAAAGACGAAACAAAUAGUGAGUUUGAAGAAAGUGAUAACGACUCAAAUGACGGUGUUGGUGAGUUACUUGAUGAUGCUUUUCCUACGGGUGGCAAUACCGAAGCCGGAAACUUUAGGGACGGUGUUGAUCAGCGUAAUAACCCAAAUGUGGAGAAGUUAUUUGUCGAUAUGAUGAAGCCUUUAUACCCAGGGUGUGAUGAGUUUUCUGUACUAGGCUUUUUAUUGGAGUUGAUGAAUGUCAAGGUAACAUGUAAAAUGACAAAUGUGUCAAUGGAUAUGAUUCUGAAUUUACUUAGUCGGGCUUUCAAGGACGCAAACUUGCCGAAGAACCAUUAUGAAGCGAAAAAGUAUUUACGUACUCUUGGACUUGGAUACGAAUCUAUCCAUGCGUGUAAAUAUGAUUGUGCAUUAUUUUGGAAAGAAAAUGCAAAUUUACAAACUUGUCCUGUGUGUAGCACUAGUCGUUGUGAAGAAAAUAGUAAAGGGAGGAAGAAGCCGGUAAAAGUCUUGCAUUACUUUCCCAUCACAAGUAGACUUAAGCGUUUAUAUGCCUCGAGACACACUGCUAAGGAAAUGUUAUGGCACGAUCAAUACAGAACCAAAGAGGAGGGGGUUCUUAGGCAUCCGGCUGACGGAAAGGCAUGGGAACACUUUGAUACAACGUUUCCUAAUUUUGCAAAUGAUCCUAGAAAUGUUCGCCUUGGGCUUGCAAGUGAUGGUGUCAAUCCUUUCGGUGCAAAGAGUCUUUCAUAUAGUAUGUGGCCUGUUGUGCUCAUACCAUACAAUAUGCCUCCUUGGAAGUCUAUGGUCGAUGCUUCAUUUAUGUUAGCAUUGUUGAUUCCUGGAAAAGAUUCACCAGGAAAGGAUAUUGAUGUAUUUUUACGUCCGCUUAUAGAUGAGUUGAAACUUCUGUGGGAUACGGGUGUUGAAACAUAUGAUUGCGAAUCAAAACAGACAUUCAACAUGCGUGCUGCACUUCUGUGGACAAUUAAUGAUUUUCCUGCGUAUGGUUACCUGUCCGGAUGGAGCACGAGUGGAUACAAGGCAUGCCCAAUAUGCAAUGAAGAUGCAAGUAGUAUAUAUAUACGAGAUAAAAUAGCAUUUGUAGGCCAUAGGAGAUUUCUCCCACACGAUCACUCUUGGAGGAAAGCACGAGAUUUCAAUGGACAAAAAGAGACUAGGCUUGCACCUAAACCUGUCAAUGGAGAUGAUUGCUUACGUCAGUUAGAACAUCUUACUAUACAUCAGCAUGGAAAACAUAAGGCUCAUGGAGCUAAAAAAAGAAAACAGAACCCACACGAUUUAAACUGGUCAAAGAGAAGCAUCUUCUUCGAACUCCCAUAUUGGCCUAAGUUGUUGAUUCGUCAUAACAUUGACGUGAUGCAUGUUGAAAAAAAUGUGUGUGAGAACGUGUUAGGAACCCUCUUAAACAUAGAAGGAAAGACGAAAGACACUGACAAAGCCCGGCUAGAUUUGGAAGAUAUGAACAUACGUAAAGAGCUUCACUUGGUGAGGAAGAAUGAUCAUUGGGUUAAACCACAUGCUUCGUACGUUUUAACUCGCGAUGAGAGAAAACAAUUUUGCAAUUUACUUAGCUCAGUGCGUUUUCCAGAUGGGUAUGCUGGAAAUUUAGCUAAAAAUGUAAAUGUUGAGGACGGUAAGGUAUAUGGGCUUAAAUCACAUGAUUGUCACGUCUUGAUACAACGCAUCAUUCCUAUUGCAAUUCGUCCCUUUAUGACAAAACAAAUUCACGAUGCGAUAGUGGAGCUGUCUCAAUUUUUCAGGAAACUUACUGAAGUCACAUUACACGUCACAGAGUUGGAAGCGUUACAAGAAAACAUAGUCAAGAUUCUGUGCAAGCUUGAACAAAUAUUUCCCCCGUCAUUUUUUACGGUUAUGAUGCAUUUGUGUGUACAUCUUCCUUAA